Molecule: messenger RNA, 2920 nt
Organism: Fomitiporia mediterranea MF3/22
Lineage: Eukaryota; Fungi; Basidiomycota; Agaricomycetes; Hymenochaetales; Hymenochaetaceae
Exons: 13
Molecular function (GO): protein binding
Source: RefSeq, a predicted model, not a curated record
CAUGAAGACGGCAGUAAUGCGACCAUCCCGACAAGCUCCGGCCUCCGCAAUGAGACGAUCCAUGAACCAGAUUCACCGGAGGAGGAUGGAAAGUUUAAGCAGGCCUUGCAGAUUGAUAUGAAAUCUAUGGUUGGCGACUCUGUCGGUAAUAUGAGCAUAAGCCCAACUAGUCGGGAUAUCGUUCUUGCUGCGAGGAAAGGCUUGUUUAUAAUUGACCUCGAGGCACCUCUGGAAAUACCCAGAUUUCUACCACAAGGCGGUACCUGGGACGUGGCCGACGUCCAAUGGAACCCAAAUCCCAGUCAUUCCGAAUACAUCGUAUCAACCUCAAGUGAACGCAUGUUGAUUUGGAACCUUCUGCUGGUUGGGAAGACGUCUAUAGAAUUCAUUCUCCAGUCACACUACAGGGCAAUAACAGAUAUUAAUUGGCACACCUUCGAUCCUGAUCUUGUGUGCAGUACUGGAAUAGAUUCGUGGAUAUGGGCUUGGGACAUUAGAUCCCCGCAAAAGCCUGCGUUCGGUGAGUCGUCUUUUGCAACUGGAGGCACGCAAGUCAAGUGGAAUCGCAAAGAUGGCAACAUACUCGCUUCAUCUCACUUGGACGAAGUCCUUAUAUGGGACCGAAGGAAAGGAUCAACUCCUGUGUCUCGCGUAAGGGCUCACGACGGCAAGAUAUAUGGUAUCGACUGGUCACAUUCCCGUCGGAACGAGAUCAUAACUUGCUCACUCGACAAAACCAUCAAGAUCUGGGAUACUACCAAACUGCAAACCGCCGAUUGCGAACCGACCCGGGUCUUACAAACAAGUCGUCCUGUAUGGCGUGCCAGGGAUUUACCCUUCGGUAACGGCGUUCUCAGCCUUCCGCAACGAGGCGAAUCUGUUUUGGAGAUGUGGAACUACGAUGAUGAUAGAGUUCCCGUCCAUGUUUUUGAGGGACAUACUGACGUCGUUAAGGAAUACGUCUGGAGGACGCGAUGUACUGGAAGCGCAAAUGAUAAAGCUUUCCAAUUGAUUACCUGGUCCAAAGACAAGUCAUUGCGCUUCUGGCCGAUCGGCCGAGAUAUUAUACAGAAAGCUGGAACUGCGAACGAGACAUCAGAGCGAAACCGCAAACCACUGGAAAGGGAUGAAUCGGUUUCCUUCCGCGAGCAGCCAAUUGGUACCGGACCCCUGCCAGCCCUAUCCGCUCCUACAGGAUAUCGCUCAAUUCUGGCUGGCGUGCGAGCCUCACCUCUCACCACGCAGAACAACCCAGUUCUAUUACCUCAUCAAGGCUCCGCAGCUCGGGGUGUCCGACACGAAGCACUCAAAGAGAAAGAAUGGCCAUCGAAUAAUACAGCACAACGGGUCAUGGCACCAAGUGCUGUAGAACGAAGGGACGGAACGAUGAGCAAAGGAAACACGAAAGGAGUCAGACAGCGGAUGGAUACAGCAACAUGGCUUUCGAGCUUCCGAGCGGAAAGCGUCGGGCCUUCUCGUUAUAGCUCCGGAUCUCCUCGACCACCUUCAAUAUCAAGACGUGAUCUAUCUCAAUUGGAAAUGAGCCGAGGGAGAAGCGCAAGUCGGAGUAGGACUGAAGACGGUCCGCGAGACUCUGAAAGCGCUGCUACGCUGCUGGACGAGAUUAACUCUGUUGUGAAUAAAUUCUCGCCCGCGAAGGUGAAAUUAGAAAGGCACGGCUUGACAAAGCAUCGUACUUGUACAUUCGGUCUGCACGGUCCCUGGGGCGAAUCGUCAACAGUGAACGUCUUCGUCCGCGUCACUUUCACCUUUCCAAAAGAUUAUCCAUCCGCCAAACAUCCUCGUGGUACACCAGCCGUAGAAAUUGAACGAAGUCCAUUGAUAUCAGUGAAGAGACGCGCUUAUAUGCAGCGGAGGCUUCGGGAGAUACGAGAGACUCAAAGGCCUUGCCUAGAAGCUUGUCUGAGCUUUCUCCUGUUCGCUGACGGCGGGCGACGGAAAAAGCGAAAUCUCGAUUCUGGGACAUCAUCAGAAGAGGAAGUGCAACCUGAGGUCGAGAAGGACAAGGAUUUUUCUUCCGCCCUGAUUCGAGAAGACCAAAAUCUCGCGGAGCCUAGGUCAUCUCAAGGCGUCUUUGGCCCAAACGGUCAGCUCGUAUGCAUAUUCCGAUCUGUAAUGCGCAUCAUCAAGGCUGUACCGCAAGACCUGGUACCAACUGCAACCAUUCCUUCUCGAGAGCCGGACGGUGUUUCGCGACUGUUCAGGUCUCCACUCCAGCUUUCAGACGCGGUACGGAGAUUGGCUGUAGCUGCUAACGAUCAUUCGUACGAUUUCCUUGAUUCAAGAGACCCAGAGGACAUGGAGAAUAUCCUCCGCAUAAUGAAUAACGUGCUGUCGUUCUCUCAACCAAGACCGAAUACUCAGGAGUCGGCGAAGACAUCAGAUACAUCCCAGAAUAAUUACUCUCUCUUACCGAAACGGUUAACCAUCGUGUACGUCAAGGAUAAGUCUCCAGUCGUUGGUGCACACCGAAGUUUAGCAGAAGACUACGUCUUCGAGGCAGAUAGUCCGAUUGAACUCUGUCAGCUGAACGCGGGGAUAGCUCACCGUCACUGUCGCUAUGAUCAUGAAAGAGUAUUCAACGCUCUCGCGGCGUCCAUUAAGGGUCUGGAUUCGUUACACAAGUUGAAUACAGCUUUCUCUGCCCCGACACCUAAGGAUACUAGCUUACGAUACACGAGUCUGAUCAUUGAUAUGCUCCAUACCCGGCUGCUUGAGAUGAAGGACGUACAGCUCUUGGCCAUGUUCGCCGUUGUUGUGUUGCAGCUCGAUACAGCGAAGUCUCGAACAAAAGUGGAUUCAGCGGAACGACCAACUGGCUCCGCUUUCUCAAAUUCGACCGAAACCCAACCAACAGAUUAUUUCAAUCAUAAAACGCGAAGGAACACUCGAAAAUUCU